GACGUGCCCGCCCUCCACUUGGCGCCCCAUCCCGCCUUGAUCUCCCCGGGGGCGCUCGGCUGCGCCCCCAGGAACUCGGGAGACGCCCACACGAGGCACAAAGGGACCGGCGGCAGCCACCCCUGCGUUACAGCCCCUGAAGGGGGGCCGCCCGGAGCCCCAGCGCUCGGUGCUGACGUCCUUGGGGUCCCUGCUGGACAGCGCUGGACGGCGGCUCUAGGGGUGCUGGGCACGUGCUCUCCAGCCCACGCCUGCCACGCCCUCUCCCACGCCCACUGCUGCGGGGACGCUCGGGCCAGCUGGGCUCACCCCCGGGGCUUGGGGUUUUUGGCUUCCUUCCAUGAGGUGAGCGGCAAAAUGCCGUGCCUCGGUUUCCCCUCGACCUGGCGCCGGCCGUGCCCCUGGAGCCCUGGGCUGAUGACUUGCCUUUCAGACAGCUCCUCUCGUGGACGCUCCAUACCCAGCAGGCAGUUUGCAGACUGACUCCUGAGGAGUAACCGAGGCAGCCUUCGCAAGGGGCAUGGCUGUCCAUGUCCUCCCUGUCUAGACGCAGUUGUAAAAACCUCAGCUCAGAGCAGCCAAUAUUUUUCAGCGCCUUUCCCCAGUUUGCUCGUGGGAUGGCCUUAUUUUAGCUUGUUGAAAAUCCUCUUCACAGCAGACGGGGUAACUGGGGCUCGGGAAGGUGAAGUGACUUGUCCGAGGUCCUCCAGGCUCAGCAGCUGAGGCAGGAACUUGGCCCGGGGUGCAGAGCUGGGUCGGGGGCAGCUCAGGUCCCUGCAUGGCUGCAGACUGUUGAAUCAGCAGCAGCAGCAGCAGCGGCGGACUCUGAACUCUCUGGAAAGCAGCGCCAGGAGAUAAGGCAGGCAGGGACCAGGCGCUCCCUGCAGGCCGCUGGGGCCUGGGCUCUGCGACUCCCUGUCCUCCCUUUCUUGCCUGUCAGGAGGAGGCAGGGGCCACAGCAGAGCUGGGACUGAUGUUGGCUGGUGACCUUGGACCAGGCGGGCCCCCACCGGGCAGCAGGGGGAGGAGGGCUGCUGGGCACCAGGGAAGUUGCUCCUCCUUGGUCUUAAGGGAGUGGGGAGACCUCAAGAUCAGUCCCUUCCGGCCUGUUUACUUGGCCAUGCUCUUGGCCAACUACCUGGGCGCUGAGGAGUAAACGCUUGAUUCCUCCUACAGGUAUUUGUGCACCUCCCACCUGGCAGCCCCUGGGGUUUAGAGGGGACCCCUGCCCUCCUGCGGCGGUGAAAUGACACCGCUGUGGAAUCAGAGGCCCAGAGAGGCCAGCAGCUUGCCCAGGGCCAUCCAGCCUGGAGACUGCAGAGCCGCCCCUUGAACCGAGCACACCGCCCCAGAACUGGCAGAAGGCAGCCUGCAAGGCCCGGCCACCAUGAAGCUGAACGAGCGCAGCCUGGCCUUCUACGCGACGUGCGACGCGCCGGUGGACCACGCGGGCUUCCUGCACAAGAAGGGCGGGCGGCACGCGGCCUCGCACCGCCGCUGGUUUGUGCUGCGCGGCAACAUGCUCUUCUACUUCGAGGGCCCGGGCAGCCGCGAGCCGCUGGGCGUCAUCGUGCUGGAGGGCUGCACGGUGGAGCUGGUGGAGGCGGCCGAGGAGUUCGCCUUCGCCGUGCGCUUCGCGGGGGCGCGCGCGCGCUGCUAUGCGCUGGCGGCCGAGAGCCAGGCGGCGCUGGAGGCCUGGGUGAAGGCGCUGUCGCGCGCCAGCUUCCACUACCUGCGCCUGGUGGUGCGCGAGCUGUGCGGGCCCGGCCGUGGGCGGGACGGGGCCGGGCCGCACCCUUUCCUGGCCUGACCUUCGGCUCCCGCACCUGCCCCACGCCGGCCCGCCCAGUGACCCGGCCGGGCGCAGGUUCGUGUGUGAGCAGCUAGCUCCCUGCUCCCCAGGGCUCCUGGGCCGGAACAGCCAAGGAAGGACUUUGGCCAGGCUGGAGCCCUGCUCGCGGCUCAGCCCUGCCGGCCUCGUCCUGUGUCACCUGCCCGGCCUGGGGCGGGGCUCCGGGAGCUUCACGCCCACACCGACUUCGUGCCCUUCCGCAGCUCAGGGGGCGCCCAGGCGCCGCCCCAGGGGCCGAGGAGAGAAGGCGACUGCGGCGCUGCGUCGGGCUUCCCGAACCCCCCUCCAGCGCCUGCCUGUCACCUUCCUCACGCCCCAGUCGUCCCCUGGGGACACCGGAUCGCCGUCUCCAGCCUGGCGCAAGCUUCUCACUCACCACAGUGCCCGACAACUCUUCAACCAGGAUGAAUCCCAGGGAGCUGGGACAGCCCUGGGUCGUGUUUACAGUCCUCGGUGGCCCGCACUGGGGACCCCUCCACCCCACCUAGACCUGUUUCUGAGGCCUCGGGGUUUCUGUCCUCAGCUCCCUGCUGGCUCGGCGGGCUGGGGCUUGGCUGAGAAGUCUGUUUUUCAGUAUGUAGGGUGUACUUGUUCCUGGCAGCAGGGCUGGGUGUUUCCACUGCUCCUCUCCCUCCUGGGUGCUGGCUGGCAGGGAUGGUGCCCUGGCCAUCCGGGUUGGCUGUGUGGCGACGCAGCAGCCCCGACGCUCGGAGCUGCACCCGCACCCGCACCCGCACCCGCAGGGGCCGGGCUCCCCUGGUGGCGUCGUCUUCCCCCAGCCCAGCCUCCUACCCAGUGGAGGCUGCCGGGGUCUGGUAUGGUCCCCAGCCCCUCUCCCAGCCCAGUGUGGGUGGCCGUGGCAGCUCUUGUCCAGGGACUCAGGGGCAUGGGAGGCUGUAGCCAGGCGGAGCGCAGGACCGAGCUUUGAGGCGACAUGGUGACCCCAGGCUCGUGCAGGUUUACCCACUCCAAAGGUACGGAAGGCCUCAUCUCCCGGGUGGAGGUGGGAAUGCGCCCUCCUGCCAGCGCAGGACAGAGUCAUGCCGCCUCUGCUGGCAGCCAGGGAGGGGGUGCAAGGGCUGAAAUAAACAAGUUUGUGAAGCGA
Molecule: messenger RNA, 2957 nt
Organism: Chinchilla lanigera (long-tailed chinchilla)
Lineage: Eukaryota; Metazoa; Chordata; Mammalia; Rodentia; Chinchillidae
Gene: Pheta1
Product: family with sequence similarity 109, member A
Biological process (GO): retrograde transport, endosome to Golgi; receptor recycling; endosome organization
Cellular component (GO): recycling endosome; trans-Golgi network; early endosome
Source: RefSeq, a predicted model, not a curated record